Molecule: messenger RNA, 614 nt
Organism: Astyanax mexicanus (Mexican tetra)
Lineage: Eukaryota; Metazoa; Chordata; Actinopteri; Characiformes; Acestrorhamphidae
Product: myelin-oligodendrocyte glycoprotein-like
Exons: 4
Coding region: 57-530 (157 amino acids)
Biological process (GO): positive regulation of T cell proliferation; immune response; negative regulation of T cell proliferation
Cellular component (GO): external side of plasma membrane
Source: RefSeq, a predicted model, not a curated record
AGUUCUUCUGAUGUUUCUGCAGAUCCAGGUUAAUCUGUGUGUUCCUGCUGCUGCUGAUGAUAAACAAAGUUUUUCUAAAAGAGAUUGAAGCUGUUGUAGGAGAGUCCAUCAUCUUACCCUGUUCACACAGAGAAGAGGCUCUGCAGGAUACAGUCACUGUGUUCUGGAGGUACAGGGAUAGUAAGACUGUGUACGACAUAAUCAGUGGAGUAGAGUGGUUGCGUGAACAGGAGGCAGCAUUCAGAGGCAGAGUCCAGAGUUUUCCAGAAGAGUGGAAAAAAGGUCAUUUCUCCAUCAUACUGAACAAUGUGAGGGAGUCUGAUUCAGGACAGUACACCUGCUUCAUUCCUAAACUCAACCAUCAGAAAAAACUACAGCUGAAUGUAAAGUUUAAAGUUCCAGCUGCAGCAGGGUUGUUAGGAAACGGGAAAAAACCAGCAGAAGAGCUGAAGAACAGCAACGUCAAACCAAGUCCACAGAACCUUUUGCUUUUCUCUGCAGUGUUGGCACUGAUAUUUCUGCACGUCUGAUAUCCAAAGUCAUAUUUUCAGAUACUUUUUUAUAUAUAUAUAUUUUUCUGUAUAUUAAUGUAAAUAAAAGGCUGUACAUAUAGA